This is a messenger RNA of Salvia splendens (bonfire salvia), 1774 nucleotides long. RefSeq names its product aldehyde oxidase GLOX1. The transcript has a single exon. The coding region runs from base 114 to 1622 and encodes 502 amino acids. Lineage: Eukaryota; Viridiplantae; Streptophyta; Magnoliopsida; Lamiales; Lamiaceae. The record is from RefSeq and is a predicted model, not a curated record.
UGACCACUCCACUUCUUAUUCUCUCCUUCUUCCUCCUCUGCCUGCCGCCACUUGCCUCCGCGGCUGGCGGCGGCAAGUGGGACUUACUCCUCCCCAACAUCGGCGUCUCCGCCAUGCACAUGCAGCUCCUCCACACCGACCGCGUCGUCAUGUUCGACCGCACCGACUUCGGCCCCUCCAACAUCUCCCUCCCCAACGGCCAAUGCCGCCGCGACCCCAACGACAACACCUUACACGUCGACUGCACCGCCCACUCCGUCGAAUACGACGUCGUCUCCAACUCCAUCCGCCCCCUCACCGUCCUCACCGACGUCUGGUGCUCCUCCGGCGCCGUCAUCCCCGACGGCACCCUCGUCCAGGCCGGCGGCUUCAACGACGGCGAUCACGCCGUCCGCAUCUACAAACCCUGCUCCGACAACUCCUGCGACUGGCGGGAAAUCUCAAACGGACUCACCCAGCGAAGGUGGUACGCCACCAGCCAAAUCCUCCCCGACGGCCGCCAGAUCAUCGUCGGCGGCAGGGGGCAGUUCAACUACGAGUUCCACCCCAAAAAAUCCGCCUCCGAGGGCCCCUACAAUCUCCCCUUCCUCGCCCAGACUCACGACCCUCGCAUCGAGAACAACCUCUACCCAUUCGUGUUCUUGAACGUAGAUGGAAAUCUAUUCAUUUUUGCCAACAAUCGAGCUAUAUUGUUCGAUUACAAGAAUUCAAAAAUCAUCCGGACCUACCCGGUGCUACCGGGUGGGGACCCGAGGAGCUACCCAAGCACGGGCUCCGCAGUAUUGCUCCCAUUAAAGAGCAAUGCCGGAGCCCAAGUCUUGGUAUGCGGCGGUGCGCCAAAAGGAGCUUUUGUUAGAGCAAACAAUCGUGAUUUUGUGAAUGCUCUCAACACUUGUGGGAGGAUCCGAAUAAACGACCCGAAUCCCCAAUGGGCUAUGGAGACCAUGCCCUCAGGUCGGGUCAUGGGUGAUAUGCUGUUGCUGCCUAAUGGCAAUGUCUUGCUCAUCAACGGUGCUGGCGCGGGCACGGCCGGGUGGGAAAUGGGCCGGAGCCCCGUUUUGUCACCGGUUAUCUAUUACCCGAAUAAGCAGCCCGGAUCGAGAUUCGAGGUUCAGAACCCGACCUCGACUCCUAGAAUGUAUCACUCUGCUGCGGUGUUACUUCGCGAUGGUCGAGUUCUCGUUGGUGGAAGCAAUCCUCAUGCAUAUUACAAUUUCACUAAGAUAAUAUUUCCAACGGAUUUAACUCUCCAAUCAUUUUCACCGUCAUAUAUGGAUCCGCAAUUUGAGAAUAUACGGCCGAAGAUUCUUUCGCCCGUAUCUGGAUCCAAAACCGGGUACGGGCAGCAGAUUCCGGUCCGGUUCAGUGUUGCGCCGGGUCAAUUGGUUAAAAGUACAAUCAUGGUAACAAUGAUUGCGCCGUCAUUUGCAACUCACUCAUUUUCGAUGAAUCAAAGAUUGCUGGUUCUCGACCGUGGGGAUGUGAUGCCUGUUGGGGGAUCCGUGUACCAACUCAGGGCCGGAAUGCCGGGUUCGGGUAAUCUUGCACCAGCUGGGUACUACCUUCUGUUUGUGGUUCACAAAGAUAUUCCGAGCAAGGGAAUGUGGAUCCAUAUCCAUUGAGUUAUUCGGGCUGACCCGGUUGGUUUGGAUUGUUGUUUGGAUGAUAGAUACGCAUUACUAUUAUUUGUGUACAAAAUGACUUGUUUAUAGGGAAAAUAUAUGUAUACUUUUUUAUCAAGAUUAUAUAAAUGAACAUGUACGUAUCCAACAAA